AUGACACUAGACUCAGCAGAGUGUCUGGAGCUGGCAGAAACAAUGGCACUAAAUCAUCCAGAACCUUCAGGACAGAGAAGAACCUGGCAAGAGAAAGCGAUCUGGAAAAAUGACAAUGAGCAGGCGCGGGUAUCUCUACUCCUUGAAUAUGAAGGGAGUCUGAGCAAUUUUUCCCGUUCUAAGAUCGGGUCAUCGGGUGGCCCAAUGGCUGUGAAUCUAUGUGCUAGGGGCUGA
This is a messenger RNA of Paraglomus brasilianum, 234 nucleotides long. The record is from the annotation of a GenBank genome assembly. Lineage: Eukaryota; Fungi; Glomeromycota; Glomeromycetes; Paraglomerales; Paraglomeraceae.